AAAGAGAAGGACAUUUCAAGAGAAAAGGAAACACAGAAUCAGAACAUCACACUGGAUUGUGAAGGAGCAGCCACCAAGAUGAAGAUUCCUGAUAAUAAGCAGAGGAGACUUUCUCCCCUCAGGCUAUCCAUUUCCAAUAACCAGGUAUUAAAGCAAAAAUUACUAGAUGGUCAGAUUUACAAACCAGAAGAUUCCCUGCUUUAGAGUAAUUCUUAAAAAUCUUACAAGUUAUUGGAAAGAGUUGUUCUUUGUGAAUUUUAGUGUUGGAUUAGCCACUUAAAGUAUGUAUGCUAUUUCUAGUUCUCUUGAAAUGACUAGUUGUUUUUUAAAGAUAUUUUGGUUCUCUUUAACCAGCUGCUUCUCUCACUGAAAUGUCUCAACAUAAACCAGAAAUUCUGCCUCCUAAUGCAGAUCUGUGGUGUAAAAGCUGCACGCCAUGCCUCAAGAUCCCAAAACCAUCCUGAAGCAGUGUUAGUCACACGUAUGUUGUCCCCACAAUUCUGAUGUUUUUAGCCACACUUACAAAUUGGCUUGCUUCCAUAACAAUUUCUACUACCAAGAUUUCAGCCCAAAAAAGAUCUUCUGGUCUCUCACUAAUAGCCUCCAUGUACCUGUUGUAUGUUUUUGUGUAGAUUGAACACUGGCAUAAAGAUGGUAAACAGGUAUUUAUUGAGUAUGGAUGGGAAUGGGGGUUCUAGUGAGGUAUCAGAGGUCUUGGUUAUAGGUUUGGUUGUCUUAGUUUAUUGGCAUAGAAGAGCAGGUAAAUGAGAAAGUAAUGAAUUUCACAGAUCCUAAUUUGGAAGGAGCCGCACACAGCAAUUAGUAAAGAGAAAUUAUACGAAGAAAUCAGAGAUAUACCAUAAUGAUGGAUUGAUUUUUGUUGUUUUUUGAGGGAGGAGAGAAUUGAUUGUGAGUCUGAGAGUAAAUAUUUGAUGGAAUUAUGAGGGUAAUUUGAAGGAUGAAAGAGAGUUGUGUAAGGUGUGGGGUUACUUGGUGGGAGCCAUUUUCAAAAUUCUCUCCAUCUGCCUAGAGAGUAAUAAAGGGAACCAUCGUGGAGGAAGGGAUGAGUGAUGGAGAUCAGGGAAUUGGUGAUGAAUAUGCAAUUGAUUUUGUAAAAAUUUUUCAUAAAGUUUACAUUAGUCUUUUUCAUGGGGUACAGUAGACUGACCUACCCAAACAGCUAACUUGCUUUAGAAUGCUUCUGGGGUCAUAAGGGCUGGCAUGUGAUUUCUACAGGAGUAGAGCUACAAAGGCAGUAUAUUCAAACUGCAGUUUUACAGGUAAGUUACUUUCCUUUUUCCAGCCAGGUUGCCACUAGCAAUAACUGGUAUUUGGAACCUGCUCCUGGGCACACAGAAGCCUAUGUAAUUUUUAUAACAAUUGUCACAGGCGCGCUAAAAGUUUGUCAACCUAGAAGAGGCUCAGUAAAAUAUAAGCACAUCUGAUAUUUAAAAAAGCAGUUCAGUCAGCCAAAAUAACGCCUUAUGUAUGUAUUUUGUUUAGUUGUUUUAGUGCUGUGCUCAAGAAUUGUACUGUUAAUUUCCACUUUAUAGCAGUUUUAUUAAGGAACGAAUGUAAUAAUUUCAACUUUAUUUUUAAGGCAACCACAUCUAAGAACAAAAGGUAGAAUGUUGGUAACAGAUCAAUUAUUAUUGACUCUGCUUUAACUUUUUAAUUUUCUGAAUGUUAUCCUUCUAUUGUAAGAGACCUGAAAAACCCAGAAGCAUUCCCACACCAAGCAUUUUUCAGUAUUUAUUAAUCGGAUCUCUUUUGUGUUCCCUAUGGAGCCAGAUUUUAUUGAUGAUAUAGAAGAAAAAACUCCUAUUAGCAAUGAAGUAGAAAUGGAAUCAGAGGAGCAGAUUGCAGAAAGGAAAAGGAAGAUGACAAGAGAAGAACGGAAAAUGGAAGCUAUUCUGCAAGCUUUUGCCAGACUAGAAAAAAGAGAAAAAAGAAGAGAACAAGCUUUGGAAAGAAUCAGCACGGCUAAAACAGAGGUUAAAUCAGAAUGCAAGGAAGCACAGAUUAUCAGUGACACAGAGUUUAUUCAGGAAUCAGCAAAAGAGGAAACUGCCACCAAGCCAACCCCUGCCAAAGUUAAUAGAGCUAAACAAAGAAAAAGUUUCUCUCGGAGCAGAACACAUAUUGGACAGCAGCGUAGACGACACAGAACUGUCAGCACGUGUUCAGAUAUCCAGCCGUCUUCUCCGGAUGUGGAAGUUGCUUCACAACAGAAUGAAACUGAGAACACUGCACUUGCAGCUGAGCCUGAAACAGAAACUACUAUUGCAGAAAUAGUUACUGAAACAGAAGCUCCAGCACUUAAUAAAUGCCCUGCUAAGUAUCCUAAAACAAAGAAGCACUUGGUCAGUGAAUGGUUAAGUGAGAAGAUUGAGAAGACAGGAAAGCCUAUAGACAGCCUUUCAGAAAGGCCUCUGCGUAUAACUACAGACCCUGAAGUUCUAGCUACACAACUGAAUUCUUUACCAGGUCUCACUUACAGUCCACAUGUAUAUUCUACUCCUAAGCACUAUAUUCGUUUUACUUCACCGUUCCUUUCAGAAAAAAGGAGGAGAAAAGAACCCAUGGAAAACAUUACUGGCUCUUGCAAGAAGCGUUGGCUGAAGCAAGCUUUGGAAGAAGAAAACUCAAUAAUGAUAGACAGAUUUAAUUCUCCAUCUCAAGAAAGAUCUAGAAGUCCUGUGAUCAAUGGUGAAAAUAAAAGUCCAUUAUUAUUGAAUGACAGCUGUUCCUUACCAGAUCUAACAACACCACUAAAAAAACGAAGACUCUAUCAGUUAUUGGAUUCUGCUUAUUCAGAAACCUCCACACCUACUCCUUCUCCAUAUGCCACGCCAACUCAUGCUGAUACCACUGCCACAGACCCAUCAUUGUUUGCUACUCCUCCUAGGAUAAAAGCAGAAGAUGAAACUUGUAGGAAUGGUUACAAACCCAUAUAUUCACCAGUUACCCCUGUGACUCCAUGUAUACAUGGAAAUGCCAUGCACUUUGAGAAUAUUUCCUCACCUGACAGUUCCCCAGAAAUUAAGAGGCGAGCUUACAGUCAAGAGGGAUAUGACAGAUCAUCCACAAUUCUAGCACUAAAUUCUUUCAGAAAUUCCAGUCUGACAGAAAUGGGCCUGCAAGAAAUAAAGACUAUUGGAUAUUCUAGUCCAAGGAAUAGGACCGAUGUCACCAGGCAGUGCACUGGAGAAAAGGAAUCUGUAUCAGACCUUCAGUUGGGACUCGAAGUAAUUGAGCAAAGUACACUGCAUAAAAACUUGGAAGCCCCCUCACAUGAUAGGACUGAUUCUAACAGCCAACUAGAAACUGCUCAGUGUGGUCGGGGUACAAUUUAUUCUACAUGGGUAAAAAGCCCAGACAGGACAGGUGUAAAUUUUUCAAUGAAUUCUAAUUUGAGGGACUUGACACCUUCACAUCAAUUGGAAGUAGGAGGUGGAUUCAGAAUAAGUGAGUCAAAGUGCCUGAUUCAAGAUGAUGCAAGAGGCAUGUUUAUGGAAGCAUCUGUUUUUUGUACGUCAGAAGAUGGAAUUGCAUCUGGCUUUGGAAGGACUGUCAAUAACGACAUCUUGAUGGAUGGAAAUUGCACACCCCAGAAUCCUCCACAAAAGAAAAAGGUGUCUUUAUUAGAAUACCGAAAGAGACAACGAGAAGCUAGAAAAAGUGGUUCCAAGACCGAGAGCUUUUCUCUGGUUACCGUAUCUCCUCAUGCUGCUGGUGGAGGAAGUAUAAGCAGUAACAAUGGUGCUAAUGAUGGGUAUAACAGUGGUGAAAACGGGGAGCAAAUUGAUAACACUGCUAACCUACCUUUACCAUUGCCAGCUACUGUUUAUAAUACAACUCCAGAAGAAGCUGGCAACAACUGUCCAACUAAAGAAGCUUCUUCCAGUGAGAAGAAUGAACCAGAAGUUCAAUGGACUGCUUCAACUUCAGUGGAACAAGUGAGGGAGCGAAGUUAUCAAAGAGCUUUACUUCUCAGUGAUCAUAGGAAAGACAAGGACAGUGACCCUGAUCCUGAAAAUCCAGAAUCCACAACUGAAUGUCCGUCCCCAGAUACUUCUCAAAAGACUUGCAAGAGUCCUUCAAAAGCAAGCAAGCCUUCUUCACCUGGUCCUGUAGUUUCAGCGCAAUCAAUUGGGAGAACACCCACAAAACCAGAUUCUCACUGGGAAACUGCAGUUAAUGCUCCAGAGGCUGAGAAUGCGAAUCAUCCAAAAUCUGAGCUGCAACAAAAACAACUGACAAAUAAUGUCCAAGUACUUUCAAAAACUCACCCAUCUCAGUCGCAUUUGCGUAGUUCAACAGAGCAACUUUCCCAUUCACAAAAGCUGCCUUCUGCACCUUUGAAACUGCACUGUCCCCCUUCACCUCAUGUAGAAAAUCCUCCAAAGUCAUCUACUCCUCACGCACCUGUACAGCAUGGUUAUCUUUCACCAAAGCCUCACUCACAGCAGUUAGGAUCUCCGUACAGACCUCAUCAUCCACAGUCACCUCAAGUUGGAACACCUCAGAGAGAAACACACCGAAGUUUUUAUCCAGCAGCACAGAACCUUCAGCCUGGUAGUCAGCAGCAAGCUAGUGGACAGUUGUUCACCCAGGCACCUUCGGGACAAUCUUCAGCAACUUAUAGUCAGUUUAACCAACAAAAUUUGAACAGCAGUGCACCGCCCCCACCACCUCCCCCACCCCCUUCUUCUUCUACUUACUAUCAAAACCAGCAGCCCUCUGGAAACUUUCAGAGUUAUAGUCAGUUAAAGGGUAGCAUACCCCAACAAACUGUUUUCUCUUCUGGACCAAAUCAAGCACUUCCUGGCACUACGGGCCAGCAAGCAGUUCCAGGACACCAUGUAACUGCAGGGCAUUUUUUGCCAUCUCAGAACCCCAGUAUUCAUCAUCAGGCUUCAGCAUCUGCUGUACCUCCUCCUCCUCCACCACCACCUGCUCCAGGACCUCAUCUUGUACAGCAGCAAAGUUCCCAUCAGCAGCAUUCUGUAGCACACGUAGUAGGUCCAGUUCAUGCCGUGGCAGUAGCCCCUGGAUCACACAUUCAUUCUCAAGCUGCUAGUCACCAUUUGCCACCACCACCUCCACCCCCAGGUCCUCUGCCCCACCAUCAACCUCCUCAUUCCACAACAGGACAUCAAGGUCUGCAAGCACAACACCAGCAUGUAGUAAAUUCAGCUCCUCCACCCCCGCCACCUCCACCUUCCAAUGUUUUAGGCUCUGGGCAUCACCCAGCAUCAGCACAAGGGAUACACCAUCCAUCACAUCAAGGACCCCCACAUUUUCCUUCAAGUGCUCAUUCAAGUGUAUCUUCCUAUUCAUCACAAGCCCCACAUCAUACAACCUUGGGACCUGGACCUCAACAUCAGCCUGCUGUAACAGGACCUCACUGUCCACUACCAGGUCAAGGUCCUCAUAUCCAACCUCAAGGACCAAACAGUAUUCCAACACCUACAGCUUCAGGGUUCUGUCCUCAUCCUGGCUCUGUAACCCUUCCUCAUGGUGUGCAAGGACCUCAGCAGGCAUCUCCAGUGCCUGGACAAAUUCCUAUUCACAGAGCACAGGUGCCACCAACUUUUCAAAAUAAUUACCAUGGUUCAGGGUGGCAUUAAAAUGGGACCCUUGCUCCUAAACAUUUUAAAAAUGUUCCUGUAAGAUAAACUGUGUAUAUUUCAUAUGUACCUGUUCAAGGUACUUUUUAAAGCUUGUACAUGAUACUUUGUAUAAAAGCAAACACCAGUGCUCUUUCAUUGUAUUCUUUCCAUUUUUUGCUUUUUUAAAAUUCCUGAAAAUGUGCUGUUCAGCCAGUAUUAGGUAUAUCUUUUUAUUUUGUAAGUGAACAUUCCAGCAGUUUUUUCUGGCAGUAGAUUUGAUGCUGCAUAAUCUUUAAAUUUUAUUGUUGCAGUUAAAUUCAUUUAGUGAAUGUUUUCUAUAUUACUUUUUAUACAUAUGUAAUUAAAUAAGUACACUGAUAAGAGAUGGCACGAAUAGGUUUUUCAUUUUCUUCUGUCGACAGUUCUUUGUGUGCAUAUAGCUAGAAAACAAUGCAAUACAGAUUUUUAUAGUUUGGCGUGGACAUGACUUUUGUUUCAUCAGUUAUUUACAGAAAUGUAAUUUAAUGUAUAGAUUGUUUCUAAUAUCUCCGACAACUGCUGUAAAUACUGUUUCUUUCUGCGUGUAAAAUUGCUUAAGGCUUCUUUCAUUUGAUAUAGUACUGUACAUAAUGACAAGUCUCUUUUGCAAAAAUGUGUGAUCUUUGUGGAAGUAGUACAGUAUAUGAUCUUUAAUUUUUUAAUAUACUGUCACAUUGCAGCACUGGUUGGGCAUUUUAAUUCAUGUUAAUAAAUCACAAUUAUGUCAGUUUUAA
Chelonia mydas (Green sea turtle) is the source of this 6388-nucleotide messenger RNA. RefSeq names its product lysine methyltransferase 2E (inactive) (gene KMT2E). Bases 1782 to 5633 code for a protein of 1283 amino acids. The transcript has 13 exons. Lineage: Eukaryota; Metazoa; Chordata; Testudines; Cheloniidae. The record is from RefSeq and is a predicted model, not a curated record. Gene Ontology annotation, molecular function: protein binding.